GGUAAAGCCCCGUCUAGUUACGUCAUUGCGCCGGAAGUCUUCUGCUCGGUGGACCUCGGUGGCGUAGCUCCGCAUACAAAGGGAAGCUAGACCCUCUUUCUUAUUUGUCGGCCGGGCGGAGAGCUCGGGCCCGGGGUAUGAUCCCGCUGUCUACUCGGGCCUCCGCCGGGCGGAAAUGAAGCCAAGAUGUCGGUGUCUGGGCUGAAGGCCGAGCUGCGACUCCUCGAGUCCAUUUUCGGGAAGGAGCACGAAAGGUUCCGGAUCAUCAGCUGGAGGCUGGACGAGCUGCACUGUGUUUUUAUUCAGAGUACUGGUGGAGCCCUCACUAUCCACUGCAACAUCACGGAAUCCUACCCCUCCUCAGCACCAAUAUGGUUUGUAGAAUCAGAUGACCCAAACCUAACCUCUGUUUUGGAGCGCUUGGAGGACAUUAAGAAAAGCAAUACUUUGCUUCUUCAGCAGUUGAAGCGAUUGAUUUGUGACCUGUGCAGAUUGUACAAUUUACCACAGCAUCCUGAUGUGGAAAUGCUGGACCAGCCUCUCCCCACUGGACAGAAUGGAACUACAGAGGAAGUCACCUCUGAAGAGGAGGAGGAGGAAGACAUGGGCGAGGAUGUAGAAGAUUUGGAUCAUUAUGACAUGAAGGAGGAAGAGCCAGUUGAUGGCAAGAAAUCAGAAGAUGAAGGCAUUGAAAAAGAGAAUCUAGCUGUUUUGGAGAAAAUCAGAAAGAAUCAAAGGCAAGAUCAUCUGAAUGGUGCGGUUUCUGGAUCAGUCCAAGCCUCCGAUCGUCUCAUGAAAGAGCUCAGGGAUAUAUACAGGUCACAGAGUUAUAAAACGGGAAUUUAUUCAGUGGAGCUUGUAAAUGACAGUUUGUACGAAUGGCAUGUUAGGCUUCUUAGGGUUGACCCAGAUAGCCCACUCCACAGUGACCUUUUGGUCUUAAAAGAAAAGGAAGGCGUAGAGUGUAUAUUACUCAACUUUUCCUUUAAGGAUAACUUUCCGUUUGACCCUCCAUUUGUUAGAGUCGUCUCUCCAGUACUCUCUGGCGGGUAUGUGCUGGGAGGUGGAGCUCUCUGCAUGGAGCUGUUAACUAAACAGGGCUGGAGCAGUGCCUAUUCAAUAGAGUCUGUAAUUAUGCAGAUUAACGCUACCCUAGUGAAGGGCAAGGCACGUGUGCAGUUUGGCGCAAACAAGAAUCAGUAUAAUCUUGCUCGAGCACAGCAAUCCUACAAAUCACUAGUACAGAUCCAUGAGAAGAAUGGCUGGUACACUCCUCCUAAAGAAGAUGGUUAAUUUGAACAUUUCUUGGACCAGAACAAACUUUUUUUCUAUUUCUUUCCAAAACAGAUCCCAUUGCCCUUUUUGGUCCUCUGUACAGCAUAUGUUAGUUAAUAGAUAUUUAAGAGGAACUAUCAGACCUGUAUAUUAUACCAUGUCUGCUUCUCUUGAAAUGAGAACCAGCUGCCUUUACUGAUGAGAGGCCACUCCAAAUAUUUUAAUGUUCUAUUUAAAUCAAAAGUAUAGCUUAGCUACAUCCAUUCCACUUUUAUUAAACUAUUGUAAAUUGCUUUCACUUUUUUCUCUUUUUUUUUUUUCCCCCCCCCCGCAGGAUUUAUUCUGCGAGAAUUGUUUUUGCUUUGUAUAGUUUCAUUUAAAGCCAAACAAAAGUUUGAUACUGUUUAAUAACACUGUUUAAGAAUGCCGUUUUAAAAAUGGAUAUAAGUAGGUACAUUUUUGCUUUCUGCUAAGAAUUCUAAAAAGAAAAAAAAAACCCUCAAGACCCUCAUUUUGUAGCAUUGCCAAAUUUGAUGGAUGCCGACGAAGAGAUGCAUAGUGAAUGAAGCCAUGAAAUAACGCUUGACAUGUACCAAUAUUCUAUUUUGGGGUUUUCACAAUAAUUUUCUCUUUUUUUUUUUUUUUUCAUCUUCUGUUAGCUUGUGUUGUUCAAAACGGACAUACCGGAAUAAAUGGCAGAGUUUUCUAUAUUUUCCAUCUAUAAAAUCCGCAUAGUGCGCCAUUUCAUAGUAAACAUUUUGCAUUUUGAUUUGGGUUUUGGCACAAUUUAUUAAAAGGGGUUUUUUCUAUAUUUUUCCUAUUCCCCAAAUAUUGCCUUAAAUCUUAACUUUGCCCUAAUCAAAAAGGAGGUUAUGACCAUAGAUAGCACUUUUUGUAAAUCCAGCUGUUUAGGUUGUUUGUGUCAUUAGAUGAGCCAUCUUUAGAGCAGUUCAUUACGCUGCUCAAACUAGAGUGGAUUUAUUUUUUUGUAUUCUUCCACCCUAAUGAGUUUUUAGUUCUGUCUCAUGGUGGGUUCCACUUCAAUUAUUUAAUGUGCAAUUGUUGCUCUACCCCUAAUGUGACUGUUCCAUAGAGGAUUUUGCCGUUUUGUUGGAUAUACUGAAAUAAUUGACUUACAAUCAGGUCUUCAAAUAGUGUACUGUAUGCACAUUUAUUUCAUUCAAUUACCCAAUCAUUUUUGUAGAGCUGUGACUAAAUCCAAUAUAUAGAUUAUAAACUUCAAGAACAUUGUGCAUACAAAUAACCAUUUCAGUUAUGCAGUACAUCAAAUAUGUUAUUUGUCCCAGAAAACGUAUUCAUUGUUUGCCUUAAUCCCUAAUAGUGAGGAAAUAAAAAUGAUCAGACUUUGGGGAACUUUUCUUUGGCCAAACAUUAUUGGCCAAAAGUUUCCAGCCAUAAAAGGCCCGUUCCUGCAUUUGAUUGCAUUUCAUUCAUUGACAAUGUAAUGAGCCUAGGGGCUGCAACCCUCACUGUGCUGCUGUGCCUGGUUGCUCUGUAGAACAACUCUUUAGUAAACCCAUAAGCACAGCAAGUUUUAUUUAAUGAUGUCAACAUCUCUAAAGCCAAUUGUUAGUCUGCAGACAGAACGUUAUAAGGGCCACUUUUUGAACAAGAUUGUGAAAGUUGUGGGAAGUACUGCAUGCUGUAAAUUGAUCUCCAUGCCAUCCACUUGGUUUGCUGUCUGUUGUCAGGGUUGACCAUAGCCCUUUAUGUAACUGAUAACUCAUGCUGUCUAGUGUAAAGUUAAAGCCAACUGACAGAUUAAAAGGGCAAUUCUUUUGUAUUCAAUGCAAGUUUUUAAAUGUUUCACUAGUAUAUUGUGCAAAACCUGAUGUAAUGUCCUUGUUCUCUCCAUUUUUCUUAAUAUCACCGUAGGAAUUCCUGCACAGGUAUAUUGUCACAUGUAAUUCAUAUUAUCGUUUUAACCAAUAAUCUUGAAAUAUCGGACCAGAAUUCUGAACUACCAAUAUAUUAAGUGACCUCAAAUGAAUAAUAUAAUACUGGUUAAGAGAGAAAUGAAAGUAUGUUUCUCACUUUACAGGUGCACCUGUCCUUCCACGAUAAACACAGACGUGGUUGCUGUUUUGAUGAUAGAAGCAACGUUUGACCUUUAAUCUAGACUUUGAACCAGUUUCCCUCUGUUUUCAUGUUGUAGCGCCCCCCCCCAUAAAAUAGAAUUAUCAAGUACAGUGUUUAACCAUGUUACACUUAUUGCUUUUCUCUUUCCAGCAAUUCAGUGAUUCUUUUUUUAUAUUCUGCAUUAACCCAUAAAUUGUUCUGCAUUCCUCUUUUCACUGAAAGUAAAGGGGUUCUUCAGUGAUGAAUUAAAUAUGUUGCCCAACAUUAAGUACAUUACUGCCCUGUGGAUAUUCAUUUUCUAGCUUGAAUUUAAAGCCUUAGGCCUGUGGUCAUUGCUCUCAGAGAAACAGUGGUGAUCAAAACACCCUUUGCUGCCUGUCAAUGUUUUAAUAAAAAGAAUGGGAAAUGCUCUGCCUAUGGCAGUUGCUGGCAGUGAAGGGUAGCUACUGCUCAGGAAUACUCACAUUGUACCUGACUAGCGCACUGUGAAGGGCAUGUAGACUGCCAUGUUUAUCUGAGAGCAGAUGUCAUAGCCCUUUAAACCUGAAAUAUAUUUUAGUAUGUUUUCAUUUUAAUUCAGAAGGGGACUCUCUAACAAAAGUUUAUAAAACCUUCAUUCUGUGUCAUCACACAAUGACUUGCGCACGCAUACACACACACGUAUGUAUAUUUAUAUGUAUAUAUUUGUGUGUGUUUUACGGUCUUCAUUUUUUUCUUCUUCAGAUAAGCCUUUCCUUAGUUUUGGGGCAUUUCUCCUAUGGCUUAAAUCUGAAUGUUAUGGAUAUUUUAUUGGUUGGAAAGUUGCUGAUUGGCAUGCUUUUUGUUUUGAUUUUUUUUUUCCUUCCAUUGCAGACUUGUUUGGCAAUGUACAGUAAUCUGUAAACUUGCAUCAAGUUUAUGAUUAAAGAACCAUUUUAAGAAAUAA
Messenger RNA from Xenopus laevis (African clawed frog), 4300 nucleotides. It is a transcript of the gene ube2q2.S, whose product is annotated as ubiquitin conjugating enzyme E2Q family member 2 S homeolog. The coding region runs from base 187 to 1293 and encodes 368 amino acids. The record is from RefSeq and is a predicted model, not a curated record. The transcript has 12 exons. Lineage: Eukaryota; Metazoa; Chordata; Amphibia; Anura; Pipidae. Gene Ontology annotation, cellular component: cytoplasm. Gene Ontology annotation, molecular function: ubiquitin-protein transferase activity; ligase activity; ubiquitin conjugating enzyme activity.